AUGGCAACAAAGAAGAAGAAAAAGAGCAAUAAGAAGAAUGAAUGGUCAGAAGAUCUGGAUGCCAAAGCAGAAUUGAAACUAUCGUCCGAUUCUGAGACCGAUGACGACAGUGGGAGUGAAGAAGAAACAAUGAUACCCGCUUAUGGGAGAGGGAAAAGCGGAGCAUUCAAUAUGCUUGCUGAACGUAGCGAUAAUACCGAGAAGGAGGGAAGUACUAGUGAAGAUUCUUACAAGGCGGACGAGGUUGAAGAAAGCAAGCAGGAAAAGAGGAAUAUGAAUGAAAAGAAUAAACCUAAUGAGACAAAAGGGUUCUCUAAGCAACAAACAACAACUAAGUUAAAGGAAGAGGGAAAAGGAAAAAGAAAAAAGGGCAAAAAGGGUUUAAAAGAAGAUGAGGAUUUGGAGGCUUUGCUUGCGGAUCUCGAGAAACCAAGAGAAAAAGUAUCGAAAGAAAAGAAAAAAGGAGCAGCUUCCGGCGUGUCUUGUAUAGCAGAAGUACAAGCCAGUGAAGCUUUGAAAUUAUCUUCAACUAUUGAAAAUGUUACAGUUGAUGCUGACAAGGUUGGAGAAAUAGCUCCUCAGGCAGCUGAUGGCGGAGAUGUUAUGGCUAAAAAAAAAGAUAAAAAGAAAAAGAAAAAAAAUGCAGCAGAAAAAGAAAAACCAUUAGAGCUCGAAUCAGCCGUUGAGGGAGAUGCUAUUUCAGUGGAAAAUCAAAAAGCAAGUGAUGUAACAGAAAAAAAGAAGAAAAAGAAAGGUGAUGCAAAAAAGGAUGGAGACAAGAAGGAAACAAAGAAAAAAAGACACGUCGAUUUUAUCAAAGAAAUAUUACGUAGAAAACAAGAGGAAGAAGAAAGGAUACUGAAGGAGCAAAAGGAAGAGGAGGAGAGGUUGAUUGCACAACAAAAAGCGAAGGAAGAAGAAGAACGACUGGCCAAAGAGAAGAGGGAACGUGAGAAGCAAAAGAAAAAAGAACGUGAUGAAAAGUUGAAAGCGGAAGGGAAGUAUCUGACACCAGCACAGAAGGAAAAGCUGAGAAGGCAGCAAGCAUUAUUAGCUAAUUCAAAUAUCAUACUUCCAAACGUACUGAGGCGAGAAAAUGAAGACGCAUCAGUGAGACGUCCUGUAUAUGGGAAAAAUAAAAAACCGAAAAAAGAAUUGAAACAUGACAACAAAGAAGCCACCCCAGAAAGUGUUCACUCUUUACCAGCUGCAGAAAUAGAAGCUCAAGAAUAUCUUGAGGUAUUGAAGCCACAAGAUGAAGAAAUACUUAGUUUGUGGGAUACAGCGGAUGAAGUUAUUGAUAACUGGGAAAAUAUUCAUGAGGAAGAACAAGAAGAAGUACCAUCGUGUGUUGUAGAACAAGUUGUGCAAGCCGCUACUGCUGCAAAAAAUGAGCUGGUUCCGUUGGAGUUUGAGUCAGGACAGUUCAUUGAAGAAGCAGAGGACUCCGAUUUUUCAGAAGAAUUCGAUGAGGAAUAUGAGGAAGAAACUAGUGAUGAUGAGCACGAGAGUAGGGAAAGCAAAGAACAGUUGAAAGAGAAAGUUCGAGCACGUUUGAAGAAGCGACGUGAACAAGCUGAAGCUAAACGUUCAACGAACAACUUACGAUCACCAGUCAUUUGUGUGCUUGGACAUGUCGAUACAGGAAAAACGAAGAUGUUGGAUACGAUACGGCGCACAAAUGUACAAGAUGGAGAAGCUGGUGGAAUAACGCAGCAAAUCGGUGCUACACAGGUGCCGGCUGCUGCAAUUAUGGAACGUACAAAAAUGGUUCGAGAUUUCAUCGGCAGUGAAGUGAAAAUUCCUGGACUCUUAAUAAUUGAUACUCCGGGUCACGAAAGUUUUUCGAAUUUACGAUCUCGUGGUUCUUCAUUAUGUGAUUAUGCAAUUUUGGUUGUUGAUCUGAUGCAUGGGAUUGAACAGCAGACACUCGAGUCGUUUAAUUUGCUGAGGAAGAGGCAAACUCCAUUUGUGAUAGCAUUGAAUAAGAUCGAUCGUUUAUACGAUUACGAAUCGAACCCAAGAAAGGAUAUCUAUCAGCAUUUGAAAUCACAACCACUCAAUACCCAGCUACAGUUCAAAGAACUUAAAGAUAAAGUCGUGCUACAGUUCGCUGAACAGGGAGUAAACGUUGUUAUGGCAAACGAAAAUCCAGAUUUGAACGAAUAUAUUAGUAUGGUCCCGACUUCUGCAUUUCUUGGCGAUGGUAUUGGUAAUAUUAUGGCACAUAUUGUUAAUGAUUCACAAAAUAGGCUAGCUGAGAAGUUAGCAUACUGCGAAGAGCUUGAGUGUACCGUUAUGGAGGUUAAAUCUCUUCCCGGUUUGGGCACUACAAUAGAUGUCAUACUAGUCAAUGGCUCGUUAAGAAUCGGCGAUAUUAUCGUUCUUACGGGUACUGAUGGGGCCAUUAUUACUCAGAUUCGCGAGCUGUUGAUGCCGCAGCCUUUAAAAGAAUUGAGGGUCAAGAAUGCAUAUGAGCAUUACCAAGUGAUAAAAGGUGCACAGGGAGUUAAAGUACUUGCAAAGAAUUUGGAAAAAGCGCUUGCUGGCUUGCCCAUAUUUGUUGCAAACCGGGAAGACGAACUUCUCGUACUCAAGGAGAACUGCGAAGCGCAGUUAUCUAAAGCUCUUAUGGCUAUCAAGAAGAAACCCGAGGGUGUGUACGUUCAAGCUAGUACACUAGGCUCAUUAGAAGCUUUAUUGGAGUUUCUGAGAACGCAAAAAAUACCGUAUUCAAAUGUGAAUAUCGGGCCAGUGCAUAAAAAAGAUGUGCAGAAAGCAGCAGCAAUGCUGGAGAGGAAAGAAGAGUAUGCUUGCAUACUUGCAUUCGAUGUUCGUGUUGAUCGUGAGGUGGAACAGUUUGCAGCCAGUGAAGGUGUUCGCAUUUUCUCCGCUGACAUUAUUUAUCAUCUGGAGGACAGUUUCUUGAAAUAUAGAGAAGAGUUGAGACUUAAACGUCGACGGCAGAACGAACAUUUAGCAAUUUUUCCAUGCAAAUUGAGGAUUCUUCCGCAACACAUAUUUAAUGCCCGUAAUCCCAUUAUAAUUGGUGUAUCUGUUGAAGCUGGACAACUCAAACGAGGUGUUCCACUGUGCGUUCCCUCUAAAGACUCUAUCUUCAUCGGUACUGUGUCAAGUAUUGAGCGGAAUCAUGAACAAGUGGAAAUAGCUGGUACAGGGGAAGAAGUUUGCAUAAAAAUAGAAAACACAACUGGUGAAGCACCAAAACUUUAUGGGAGACAUUUCACGCAUCAAGAUACAUUGGUCAGUCGAAUAACGCGUGAAACAAUAGACGUUUGCAAAGCACAUUUUCGAAAUGAUUUGUCAAAAGCAGAUUGGCAGUUGGUUGUUCAGCUGAAGAAAGUUCUUGAUAUAAUGUGA
This is a messenger RNA of Cercopithifilaria johnstoni, 3381 nucleotides long. Lineage: Eukaryota; Metazoa; Nematoda; Chromadorea; Rhabditida; Onchocercidae. The record is from the annotation of a GenBank genome assembly.